Molecule: messenger RNA, 1829 nt
Organism: Hippocampus comes (tiger tail seahorse)
Lineage: Eukaryota; Metazoa; Chordata; Actinopteri; Syngnathiformes; Syngnathidae
Gene: rgs9bp
Product: regulator of G protein signaling 9 binding protein
Exons: 3
Coding region: 417-1295 (292 amino acids)
Source: RefSeq, a predicted model, not a curated record
CCCUGGAUACUGUUAGGUUAGAUGUAAAAUUUAGUCUGCGUUAAACGUCGAAGCAUAUUGCCUUGGAGAUGAGCGUCAGAGCUGAAGCCAGUUGAGGCAAGAGCGAAGCCUCCCCUUAGUGAAAGGACAGUUGUGGUAAGGACGGGCAGCUGCUCUUGUCUUCGCUCUCAGUGACAGUUAAUGAGAUUACCGCUGUUGGCUUUAUCCUGCGUCGGGGCAAAGGGGUCAAUCACAGGAUUAGCAACUUGCUGAAGUUAGCCUCUUUCUUCGUUCAUCACUUUCUAAUAUUUUGUCAGCCUCCAAAGCGUCCUUGCAGGUUGACGGAUGACAUGAGUGUAGAGUAUUGAGCUGGAAUAUGGUGAUGCAUCGCUUCUGCUGUCCUGGACCUGAAGCCUGACUGGACUCUAAACCUGUGAAUGACACGUCUCGUGAGGGGAAAAGGAGCAUCCUGCACAGUGAAGGGCGGCCAGCCAGGACAGAAUUUUGUGCCUUGUUCUUGGCAAGUGAUCCUCAUGCCACUUGUAAGUAACAAAGUUGGAGAUGAUUGCACACAUGGCACAAAUACGGCUUCGGUUGAUGGCAAAGCUAUGGUGGAUACUUUAAAUAAGGUGGUGGCAUGCUAUCGACAUCUAGCUUCAUGUGUCGGCGGCUGCACUGACGGCUUGCAGCUGCGAGAUGAGUUAAGGCAAACCAGAGAGAGGGCCCGCGAGUUGGCCACGACCAUCUGUCAACAUCUCACCUUGCAUCUUCGUGACAAGAGCCUCCCUGUGGAGCAGCGCAAAGAGAUGGAGCUCCUUUGGGUGGCCUUAUCGUCCAGCCUGGAGCUCCUCCACAUUGACAUGUGCAAAGUUUACAACAUGGGAGCAGUCUUCACUCUUGCUGAGUCUCCUAGUUUAGUGCAAACUGGCAUGCAAGGAGGGAGCAGUGAAGUAGCUGCUCGAGCCCUCAGUCUCCCAGACCUGAACCGGGCUCUGAACUCCGAUCUCAUCGAUGGCUUUGAGAGCCAAGAGCACAAGACCAUGGAGCAGGAGAUCAACCAAAUUGACCACAUGAUUGAGGACAUGGAAACAAAGGUGAACGUGUUGCGCUGGAUGGUGGAGCCCAAUGGGCCGCUGAAUGCCGAACCACUUGGCAGCGCUGACAGCGCCUCCCUGGCCCUGCUCUCUGUGAACGACGAGCAGCUUGCCGGACGCCGGCCUGCAGGCCAGCGCGGUCUCAUUGUGGCACUCUUAUUGUUGUGUGUCAUCAUUUCGGUGGCAACCACUUUAUCCGUCUGUAUUUUCUUCUUCUCAUGAGUAAAAAUAACAUAUACACAUUUGACAUUUUUUUUGUCAAGACCCGUGAACCUCAAUAACAAAGGUGGAUAGUGUAGCCAAAAAUUCUACCAAAAAAAAAAAAUCUAUAUAUAUAUAUAUAUCUUGUUACUACCUACCUCUGACCAUGCACUGUAAAUGGAACUUUAGAGUAUCAGCCCAAUACGAAAUAAUGGAUUUUUUUUUUUUUGUAUAGGUAUAUCCACUGAAUGAAUACGGCAUCAGUGUAAAGCACAUUGGGGAUUCAACAUGCCAGAGGAUGUGCAUAGUCACAUUAUUAUUAUUAUUCACCUUUCUCACCAGUCCGUUUUUAGAAAUGGGUAAAAUCUCGGUAGUGUUACCCCCAAGUACAGUAAUUUGCUUAAAAUAUGUGACUUACUGCACCAUUCUAAACCUGGAAAAUGAUCUACCUCCCCAUCCUAUCUCUGGCUACUUAGAGCUGCAUAUGCAUCAAGUACCUGUUUGGCAAACUGGUAGGCAUGAAAUUGUGUUAAGGAAUAAAGGAGAUUAAACAUC